This is a messenger RNA of Vitrella brassicaformis, 6006 nucleotides long. NCBI's taxonomy places the organism in Eukaryota, Vitrellaceae. The record is from the annotation of a GenBank genome assembly.
CUUCGUUCGUUCAACACAUGUCGGUCGGUAUGAAUGCGUCGCUACCUCAACACAGAGAGAGAGAGGGGGUCAUGCUGCAGUCCAUCCAUCCAUCCAUCCAUAUGUCUGUCUGUCUGUCUGUCCGCAGGCACGUUCGUGCGCAGGAGACACACGCACACACACGCACACACACGCACACACACACAUCCAUCAUCAAUCCAUCGGUGCACAUGAUGCCCACCCACGGCAAUCCAAUCUAUCUAACCACCACACACGCAUAGCAUAGCAUAGCAUAGCAUAGCACACACACACAUCGACUCGACCGACCGACCGACUGAUCUACAGCACUCAAGCGAGUAAAGCACUGGCCCGCCCGUUUCGGGAAAGGAACACUGUCAGUCGGUAUAUAAAUAAAGAGAGAGGUCCAGGCAGACAGGAUGGGAUGUUUGUGAGGGUUGCUGAGUCAAAAAUCGUCUAACCCGCCCGCCCAUGGACACCCCCACGACAGACAUGACACACACGAGUCAGUCAAUGCAAUCAACGAGUGACGCGACCACGCAACGUCGUGAAAAAUGCCCACAGCCACCAAGGCCUUCCCUUCCCCACCCACUUCAGGAUGAGAGCAUGUCGGUGUGACGUCUGUCGACGCACAGCCGAUUCAUUCAUCCGACAAGCCAACAGACAGACAGACAGACAGACAGACACACAGACAGAGGUCAAAACACACAGGCACCGCACAGGCAGUCAGACUGCCUGUGCAUCGCAGCCAUGUCGUCCAUUCAGAGUCAUGUGGAGGCAGACAGACAGACCUCCAUUCCAUGGCAAGGCCAUGCACUCUCUCUCUCUUCUCUCCUGUACAGGCAGGCACUCGUGCACCCUCACGGACGGAGCUUGAAACAAAAAGGAAGCAAGGCUCGCUGGCUGCAGGUCUGUCUGUCUGCAGCCACGCCUGGCGUGUGGCCAGCGACCAGCAGAGCCCAACACACACACACACACACACACUCACACACACUCACACACACACACACACAGAGGAGAGAGGAGAGGAGAGGAGAGGGACAGCGACAGACCGACAGACACACACAGACACAGCACAAACAGACAGACAGUGCCAAAGGUGAGUGAAGGGAAGCGAUGAGAGAGUGCCAAACACGCCAGGAAUGAAAUCACUCAAUCGUCCCGUCCCGUCCCGUCCCGUCUUGUCUCGUCUCGUCUCGUCAUCUCAUCUCAUCUCAUCUCAUGGUUGCUGUGUCUGCACCACACACACACGCAGAGAGAGAGGCGUCUGUCGUGUGGUCAUGUAGCCGACUCCAUGUCUGUGUGUGUGAGCGUAUGGGUGUUGUUGACCUGCAGGUGCGAUUUGAGGUCGUCCAGUGAGGUGAACUGAUGCUUCUCGCCAGCCGCGGGGCGGUACCUGACACCCCAGACAAACACACACACACACACACUCUGUCUGUCUGUCUGUCUGUGGUGCUCUCUCACAGCAUGAAAGUGUUGUCCGAUGCGUCAUCCUCCAGUACGAAGAAGAGCGUGUGUGUGUGCUGCUUCGACAGCUGCGAGUAGGCGUCCAGCAGGCCGUUCUGGCGGCUCUCAGCCGACGGCUUCAGCACCACCGCCUCCUAAACACAGCACAUCCACACACGGUGAGGUACGUGCUGAGCUGAGCUGUGCUGUGGUAUGCUGUGGUGACUGACUGACCUUGUUGAGCUUCUGGACGAUUUCCUCGGUGAAUGACUCGUUGGCGGCCAUGCAGUAGUGGUAUGAGGCCUGGAGGAGCCUGACGACCUCCGAGUAGGCGUACCACUCGGGCACGUUCUCGCCCGCGUUGAUGCGCCGACGGAACUCGGUGCCUGAGAUGUUCAUCGUCUUCAACCUGCAAACACGCAGACACACGACACACAGAGGGAGAGGGAGGGGGAGAGGAAAAUGGUGCAGGUGUGCUGUGCGGUGUGGUGUGGUUGGGGGAGGGUGGGAGGGGGGGAUGGGGGGAAUCAGACGCACCCCUGUUCCUUUGCGGCCUCCUUUGUAACGUAUCUGUCUUCGUCUGGGUAGUAGACCAUCGCCUUGAAGGGGAUCGUCUUGAUGCCUGAUCCAUCCAUCCAUCCACCAACCACACACACACACACACACACGUCGUGUCACACGCCUCCCUCCUGCUCAGUCCCCGAGAGUGAGUGAAUCUGCCGCCGCCGCACCGAUUUCGUCUUCAUAUUUGGCGGCGAGCUCCUGCGCGUCGUAGGGGCCGUAGAAGUCAUUACCGGCCUUGUCCUUGCAGCCAGCGUGGUCCCUGCCGACGAUCAUCUGGGUGAACCCGUAGUUCUUGCGGGCGAUCAUGUGCUGGAUCGUCUCACGCGGACCACCUGCAGGGCAGGCAGGGCGGGCAACACAUCACACCACAUCCAGCCACACCACACCACACCAGAUGUGCACGAUGCAUGGAUGGAUGUGUGUGGGUGUGAGUACCGACCGAGUCUCAUGUGGUAGGGGAAGUACUCGAUGAAGAUCUUCUGCUUGGACAGCACCGGCUGCAGGGCCUCGUAUGUCGGCACUGCACACACAAGUCGGUAUGACAGACAGAUGGGUGGACGUCUGUGUGGGUGUCUGUUUGUCUUUGUUUGUGCGUGUGAUUAUCUCCACAUACCCCUGAUAGCGGCCUCAAAAUCGUCAUCCUUCGACGGCCCAAUCGCUGCCACACAUAACACACACACACACAGAGAGAGGCAUGUCCACAUCCGGUCAGGCAGAUCGAAGCAUGUGUCACCCUCCCUCCCUCCCCCCCUCCCUCUCUCCCUCGCUCCAGGGUUGCAUGCUUACUAGGGUGGACGACGACCGGUAUCUCACCGUCCCCGGCCACCUCGGUGAACAUGGCCACGUGAGCACGGUGCAGCGGAUUGCGGCACUGAAACACCACUACCUCCUUCUCACCAUCAAACUUGGCUCGCAAUCCUAUGCACAACACACACCAGCAGUGAGUGCAAUCCAAGGCACAGCACACACAUUGUCCUCCCUCCCUGUCCUUGUAUCUCUCUGUGGUGGUGAUGUGAUGUGAUGUGAUGUGAUUUGAUGUGUUUGGUGCGGCUGUGUGUUACGUACGUUUGGGUGUGAAGACUUUCUCGGGCGGCAGGAAGGCCCGCUGCGGCAGCUGGAUGCCCCUGACGUUGCCGCCGACGUAGGUAUGGCCCAUGGCGCUGUAGAGGUAGCUCACGAAGGGGUGCUCGUCACUGUCAGUGCCAUACACUGAUUCAGACACACACACACAGACAGACAGACAGACAGACACGAUUGGUGCGGUGUGGUGGUGUGGUGGAUCGCUCAUUGACCUUCUUUGGCCUCCUUCUGUUUGUCGGGUUUGUAGACGGACGUGACGUCGAGGAUGGCCAGGGGGCCGCCGUGAGCUGACGAGUGCAGCAGCACCUCGUCGCCAACCUGAACGAACGGUUGAUAGAGAAAGAAGUCACACAGAACACAGACGACACAACGAGGAAGGGGAUGGAUGGAGUGAUCAUGCGUGUCACUCGGCGGAUGGUCCUUGCUUGCCUUGAUGCUGUCAUCGCUGACGUCAAGGACCACAGGCAGCCCCCACACAGCACCUACACACAACAAAACCCAAUAGAGCUCUCUCUCUCUCUCUCUGUGUGUGUGUGUGUGUGUGCCAAGGUGUUCGCACCUUCGGGCAGUCUCAUUUCCUCCAGACAGUGUGUGUACUCGUCGAGGGUCAUGAAGCCCGUCAGCGGGGUAUGCGCCCCGUUCAUGAGCAUCUCGAGGUCGCACACCUGCCGCUCCGUCAGCUCGGUCGUCCGCGACACGCGCGACACGUCCGGCACCGACUGGCCGUCCUUGGGCAGCAAAUCAACCUGAUACACACACAUUGAUGAAUCGUAUGAGGUUGGGAGCGUUUCUGUCGUACGAGGGCCUGGCCGCCGUGUGGCGCUUUCUUGGAGUUGGAGACCCGAGUGUGGAUGCCGCACUCGGUGGCGACACGCUUGACGAACCGACCGUCGCGCUCUGACCACACACGCACAGAGGGAUAGAUGGGCUGCACAGAGGGACCCCCCCUCCGCACACACACACACCCACCUGAGUUGUUGAUGGGGACGGGCACCGACGUGUGGAAAUCGCCGAAGGACUUCCACACAUACCUGCACCCACCGUUAGGCCAUGGCAGCACAGCACAUGGGGCACACACAGUGUGGUGUAGUGUCAAUCAAUGUGUGUGCCGAGCCUAGCUCCUAGCUGGACUGGGGUGGCUUAUUCACUCACCCACUUACCACUUGCUGCCGGUGUUGCCGAGCAUCUUGUGCAGCGCGUCCUUGGAGUAGUAGAAGUACGGCCGGUCCAGAGUCAUCUCAAGAAAACCCUACACGCACACACACACACACACACAGAGAGAGAGAGAGAGAGAAAGAAACCGGUCUCCCUGACACACAUCUAUCGCGUGUAUCUGAAGCACCCACCCCAGCCGCCCACCCCGCCCACCCCGCCCACACACGCUGCGCACCUUGUAGGUGUCCCGUUCCUUGGCGGCCACCUCCCUGUCAGCGAGGUACAGCCGCUUGUGCAAAGGGUUGACGGGGAUGUCGAACACCCGCGCGUACUCGACUACAUCCUACAACGAAUGGGACACAACACCUCUCUCUCUCUGUCUGUCUGUCUGUCUGUCCCCCUCUCCCUCUGUGUGCGGGCCUGGCUGCAUAGGCACGUGUGCGUGUCGUACCUACCUCCCAGGACCACUCUACGAGGGGGUUGAAUGUGUUCUUUUCGGCCUCCCAGAUGGGCACGGCCGUCCGCGCGUUGCCCUGGUCGUUCCGCCGGCCCGUGAUGACCACCGCGCCAUCCAGACUCAUCAGCGCCUUCUGCAGGGGCUCCACCUUGCUCUUGAGGUCAAAAUCGUCGUCCUUCAUCGUCAAAAACGAACCUGACUCGCACACACAACACACAAGACAAGCACCGACACACAUCUCAUCUCCACCUUGGAACUAGACGGAUGGAUGGAUGGAUGGAUAGCCACACACACGCACAACCACAGGCACAGGCACAGGCCGUCAGGUCAGUACCUACCGUAUUUCUGCUGGAAGUCCUCCCUGGUCUCGCAGUCGAUGGGCUUGUACCACUUGAUCUCAAUAGGAUACCUUCACACAACACCACAUCACACAAACAGGGGGGAUGCACCUCUUUCCUUUGCCACCCUGCCCGCCUGCCUGCCUCCCUGCCCCUCCCUCUGCUUGGUUCGCCACUCACCCACCUGUUCUGCAUCUCAGCGGCCACUUGUCUCGUCUCGUCAAAAAUGUGGAGGGUGUCCACGGCAAUCAGAGAGAACGGGCCGUCCACAUACCUGCACACACCCACACACACACGCAGCAGAUACCCAUGCAUGCAAUGAGCAGAUGCAUGCAUCACCCACCGCCCGCCGACCUGUGGAAGAGGUCCGCAAUGACGUUGUCAGUAAUGAGCCACGCCGUGAUGAGCACCCCCGGCUGCCCCUUGAGCGCCUCCGCCACAUCCUCCUGGAACUUGCGCACCUUGUCAGCCAAAAAGUGGCCCUCCGGCAGCUGCGCCGGUGGCGAUUGGGCCGCCCCGCCCAACCCCUCACCGUACUCCUUGCCCCACUCGGUGCGCGUCGGCGGCAGACUGGUGCUGCUGGUGCUGAACCAUCUCGCGCGUGACGAUGGGAUCCCUGUGGGCAGCAUGGCGCUCCGUCUGCUGCUGCUCCUGGUGGUGGUGCUGGUGUUGCCGGCAUAGUGAGAUCUGGCAGGGCUGCAGGGGAUGACGCAGGGUUGGCCUGCGUGGGAGUGGAAGGCGCGCGCGCCGCUGGCCGCCAAAGAGGCGCGUCGUGUGAGGGGCAACAUGCCGACUGAAUGACUCACUCGCUCAGUCAGUCAGUCACUCAGUCACUGUGGUUGACUGACUGGAGUGGUUGGCUGCUGGGGAGGAAGGUGAGAUGAGGUGAGAUCCGAUGAGGCCAACCUCCUCCCUUCUCCGAAAUGAAAUGGUCCUCUCCACGCGAUCCGCCCAGCGAUUUUCUCGCAC